GUUUGCAUUGCUGUUUGGAUUAUGUAUUAGGAUUCUCCAGAGCAGCAGAACCAAGAGAGUAGACAGAUACAUGUAAAUAGGUUCUUCAACUUACUGGAUGAGGCCCAGCCACACCACGGAGACUGAUCUACUUAAAGUCAGUUUACUGUAAAUGUAAUAACAUGUAAAUAUUUUCAUAGCAACGUUUAGACCACCAAACAACUGAGCACCAGAGCCCAGCCAAGUUGAACACAGAAAAUCAACCAUCACUCAUGGUUUCCAGUAAUUAUCUGUAGGAAUCGCCAUGACCCCAGCUCUGAGGGAGGCAGCAACAAAGCGUGUCUACUUUUCAUCUUUGCCAAGUACCAUGGAGUCUGACAAGAUGCUAUGCAUGGAAAAUCCAAGAACUGUCGAUGAACAGCUAAAAGGAGACACUUUCUCUCAGAUGCUGGGAUUUCCAACUCCAGAACCUACUCUUAAUACGAACUUUGUGAACUUAAAACAUUUUGGCUCCCCUCAGUCUUCCAAACAUUAUCAGACAGUUCUUUUAAUGAGUUCUAAUUCUACAUUAAAUAAAUAUGAUGAGAAUUAUAACCAAAAUAAAUUGGGGGAUACCAAUUGUAAUAAGCUGAAAAAAAUACUGUGUAAUGGCAGUAAUAUUCACCUCAGUAAAAUCUGUCAUGCUCAUUCAGAAGAGUCCAUCAUAAAGGAACCUCUGUCAGAUACCACAAGCCAGUGCAUGACAGAUGUACAAAUUAUUUUGGAUUCAAGUAUAACCAAAGACACUAAUGUAGAUAAAGUACAAUUGCACAACUGUAAAUGGUACCAAAAGAGUGCACUUUGGGAUAAAGUCACUGAUGCUGAGAUUAAACAGGGUUUAUUACACUUUGCUCAAAAGAAACUUGGACCUGGCCACUCAGAUGUACCUAUUAGUUCCUCAGCUGCUGAACAAGAGGAGGAGGUGAAUGCUCGUUUACUCCAUUGUGUAAGCAAACAGAAAGUUUUACUCAGCCAGGCUAGAAGAACUCAGAAACAUCUACAGAUGCUCCUGGCAAAGCACGUGGUUAAACACUAUGGUCAGCAAAUUAAUUUUUCUAUGAAGCAUCAGCUCCCCCAAAUGAAGAUCUUUCAUGAACCUACCACAAUCUUGGAUAACAAUUUACCUAAAUGUACUGAAAUUAAGCCAGGAGGCAACAUACUGCCUGCAGAGAAUACAUUGUGGGAUGAUACAAACAAUGGCUUUGCCCGAUGUUCAGCUGCAGAAAUCCAAAGAUUUGCACUGUCUGCUACAGGGCUGUUAUCUCAUGUUGAAGAAGGACUCGAUUCUGAUGCAACUGAUAGCAGCUCUGAUGACGAUUUGGAUGCAUGUACCAUCAGAAAGAAUGUGGCAGUUAACUGGAGUACUGAAUGGAAGUGGCUUGUAGACAGAGCAAGAAUUGGCAGCCGAUGGACUUGGCUUCAAGCCCAGAUUUCAGAGCUAGAAUACAAAAUCCAACAACUAACGGAUGUCCACAGACAGAUUCGUGCCUCCAAGGAGACUGUGAUUCUAGAAGAAUGUCAACUUCCAAAAGAAAUUUUGAAGAAACAAAUAAUAUGUGCAGACCAAGCAACUUCAUUAAACACUACAGGGACUUCGCAGGUCUCACAAGACAGUCAAGAGCCUUCACCAGAACAUGAUUUUGAAAUGUCACCUAGUAGCCCUACACUACUUCUCCGAAAUAUAGAAAAGCAGAGUGCACAGUUGACUGAGAUCAUCAACAGUUUGAUUGCACCACUCAACUUAUCCCCAAAUUCGUCACCCCUCUCCUCCAAAUCCUUUAGUCAUAAGUGUGUGGCUAACGGUAUUUCCAGGAGUACUUCAGAGAAUUUAGAUGAGCUCUCUCCCUCCAGUACCUGGCUCGUUCACCAGAAGCACAGUAAGAAGAAAAGAAAAGACCGAACAAGAUUGAAAUCUCCACCCUUGACUGCCAUGAGCACAGCAGCCAGAACAAGGCCACUUCAGAGCUUCCACAAACGAAAACUCUACCGAUUGAGCCCGACAUUUUAUUGGACUCAAAGUUUGCCUUCAAAAGAAACAGCAGCUUCAACGUGGAGUGGCUGUGAACACAACUCAAAGUCACAGCCAUUAAAAGAACAUGCACCAGAAUUAGACUCUUCUUUCCACUCUGUUCUAUCGUUGCCUUCAGAUGUGCCUCUUCAUUUUCACCUUGGAACAUUGUUAAAAAAGAAUGAAAUAAAAGGAGAUCUUGCUGAAAAUAAAUGUGUAGGAGAGUGUGUCAUAUCGCCAUCAUCUGUACAUAGUACUUCACUGCACCAAUGGAGAAAUGGAUAUUCAUCUAUAUGUAAGCCUCAAAUAAGAUCAGACUGUUCUGCACAACUGUUACAGGGAAGAAAGAAAAGACAUUUGAGUGAAACAGCAUUAGGAGAAAGAACUAAGUUUGAAGACAUUGCUUUUCAACACACAGAAGCAGGAUCCCAUGGCAAUUUUGGUGCUGUUACUAAUGUCAAUGUUAUGUCAAGAACCCAAAAUUCAUCUUCACAGACGACUGCAAGGCGGAGACUGAGAAGUGAGAGCUCUUAUGACAUUGACAACAUUGUAAUCCCCAUGUCAUUAGUGGCCCCAGCUAAGUUAGAGAAACUCCAAUACAAGGAAAUACUUACUCCAAGCUGGAGGAUGGUGGUUCUUCAGCCUUUGGAGAACUAUAAUUUAGGUGAAGAAGAGAUAGAAGAUCUUUCUGACGAAGUCUUCUCCCAAAGACACACAGCACAUGAAGAGAAAGAGCAAGCCAGGUGGUCACUGUGGGAGCAGAGCAAGUGGCACAGAAGAAAUAGCAGAGCUUUCAGUAAAACUGCUGAAGGGCAGGACUUCCUUUGGAAAGAAGACAGUGACUUCAGUAGUGGACCGCACUGCGCUACUCAAAGCCCUCCUGCACUUCCCUUGGAAAGUCGUGAGCCCUGUGCACACAGUUCCCCUUUCCUCAAUGAAAGUCAGGAAACCAAACCUUCAUGGUGGGAACGAAGGGUUUUUCCACUGAAGGACGAAGAUUCAGCAGCCUUAUUGUGCCAAGAUGAGAAAAAGGACCAGAUGGAAAGGUCUGGCACGACUUUCCAUGGGGAAAUCUUCUACACCAAUGCAGAGAACGGCCACUGUGCAAAGCAGCCAUCAGAUGAAACGGAAGACUAUAGAGUGUUUGGUUUAAGACUCAAUGUUAAACAAAAUAGGUGACAGAGAACAGGCUGGUUAAGAAAACUAUGUAACUGAAGAGAAAACAGCAUUAAACAAAAGUCCUGUUCUUGACCCUUCAUGCCUCCUAAUCAUAACUCCAGAAUAAGAGCAUGUACUGCAUGUACUAUUUUUAUGCCGUUUAUGAAACAAGCACGAUAAACCUUGUUUUCCUUCUUUAACCACGGGAAAAACUAACUAUCUGUAUACAAGUUCUAGUCAUUUGCAUUUAAUCAAGCAAAUAACUAGCACCAAGAAAUCAACAGCUGCAAUUUGAAGUCAAGUAACAUUACUAGGUAAAUAAUUUUUAAGAUAACACACACACGUGUGUCAACUGACAGCUAUUCUUUUUUCCUGUACACAUGGGAAUUAAAAUCAUCUUCAAAAUAUACUAGCAUGGACAUGUGUAUAGCAUACACACAUAUAUAUACUCAUGCACAUCUGUAUUUUUGAAAGCCACUGGCAAUAACCCAAACCACUUGAAAACGCAUGUAUGAGUUACACAUGAAAUGUAAGCUGCAUUGUACAUUAAAAACUACAGGUUUCCAGUGGCAUCUGCAAGUCUUGACCAUGGAGGAGGGAGGUUGUUUAAAGGAAAAGCGUUUACCAAAAGCUGGUCGUUUAUGGAAAUUCCUAUAACCAGAUGGUACAAUACUCAUUUAUUUGAAAGUACUGAUUUCUGUUGGACUAAUCACAGGCUAGUUUCUAUUCACUCUUAACAUUAUAAAACAAGCAAAGUAGAAUUACAUGCUGAUGCAACUCUGAGUUUUAUCUACUUUAUUAGACCCCUCUCUCACUGUGUUCUGAAGACACUAAUUUAAAGCAACCAACAAAUAGGAAGUCAUAGAACGAAAGCAACUUAAAAUAUAUUGUUAUCAUGAGCUAUUUGUUAAGUCCUUGCCAUAUUAAACAUCUAUUCUGACUUGCAUUCUAGAGUGAGACAGAAAAAUUCUCGAAGGAUACUGAAGCAUUUAUAUUGGAAAAAUUCUUUCUGGAGCUGGUACAUUAAAAAAAUAAGUUGACAUUUAUAUGAAUCAUUUUUUAUGUUAAAAAAGAUAGGUUAUUCAAGUUGUUGAACCCAUUUAACUGACCAUCCUGGCCAGAUGACAUAACCUAUAUGGGAUCUGACAUUUUCUGUUAGGAAUUAGACAUUCUACUGGUUCCUUCAAAGGGAAAAAUAUUCAAAUUUCAAUACUGACAAAACUUCUUAUAGUUUUAUUGUACACUUGUUUUUUAAGGAGAAAACAAAAGCCAGGCAAACUUAAAUCUUUCUGUCAUGUCUGAGAUUAUAAUCUUCUAUGUAAGUUUUUUAAUUAAAAGUUAUUUCUAUAUA
Messenger RNA from Echinops telfairi (small Madagascar hedgehog), 4535 nucleotides. RefSeq names its product KAT8 regulatory NSL complex subunit 1 like (gene KANSL1L). The record is from RefSeq and is a predicted model, not a curated record. Gene Ontology annotation, molecular function: histone acetyltransferase binding. The transcript is spliced from 16 exons. Gene Ontology annotation, cellular component: NSL complex. NCBI's taxonomy places the organism in Eukaryota, Metazoa, Chordata, Mammalia, Afrosoricida, Tenrecidae. The coding region runs from base 284 to 3205 and encodes 973 amino acids.